AUGCCUUAUCCCAAGUUUGCCCACACUGAAGAAGACCCCGAAGAGGUCGCCGAACGCGAGUUUGAGAAAAGAAACGCGGAUCUUGGUUUACCAGAUUCCCGCCCUGCCAGGAAGUCGCUCCCGGCCGCUCCUCAGCCAUCGCGUGGUCGAUUUGAUAUGGGCCUCGACGAGUAUAUUUUCGACGAAGACGUUGAUGAGCACACGGAAGACAUAGAGCAAGAUGUCUAUAAUGAGUUCUGCAAGCCUCCUAGAGGAUCCAAUUCCUCGCGAUCCAUGGGUUUCGGCUCGAUGGAGUCCGACAGUGAGGCCAGCAACGAUUCAGCAAAUGUCAAAACAAGGACUGAUCAGGUGACUCGUGUAAGAGACGUACUGCUUGCCUCGUUGUCUCCGAAUGAUGAUGGAUUCAGCGAGCAGUCGCUUGCUGAUUUAUUUUCUGAGGAGUACGAUGAAACUGGUCGUGUCAAGCUCCUUCACGACGCGGUUUCCUCCAUCUGCAACAAGAGAGCAGAAAUCGUAGAUGAUCCCAAAUUGGAGUAUCGUCUUGUGUCUGCCGUUGCUAGACUGAUGCAGCAGGGUCUUCUCAAAAGUUCUAGUGUUAUCAAUUAUGUUGAGUGUGCGCAGAAUAGGGAUCACGGUUGGGAACUUCUCAGUGCUGCGACUGUAAGCCGUCCCAAAGAUUGGAGUGCUAAAGCUCUCCUAGAGGCUGUGGAGAAGCUUGCUACGGAACUUGCUACGGAGUAUGAUACGAAGGAUGUUGCUGAGGACUUAUCCGGACGUGACGCUCCCUUUUUUCAUGCCAAUUUUGUUAGCCAAGUUGGUGUAAAAAUUGUUUUCGGUGGCAAAGAAUCUCAUUUUUGUUUGGACGCAAUCACGUCCAUGAAUAUGGAUGUCAUUUAUUUCGUAUCUACCGCUCUCAAGGAUUUCCUCAACCAUGGCACUCUAAGCCCAUGGGCUGUAAAUAUUGGUUUUGAGCGUUUCUUCAAGAACAUCCAUGCAGCUGAAAUGGAUCUCCCUGGUGCUACUUCACUUGCAACCAUGCUCAUGAGUUAUGCAGCGAAUGAUGUUGUAAUUAUCGAUGAAUCAACUGCUUCCACUUGCCCAAAGCCCACUCGCUUUAUCAAAGUCGGACCUCAGGGAAAACUCUCCGUGGUUGAGAAUGGACACGAGGAGUGCAACGAGAUGAACUACUUUAUUAUGAACCAGUAA
Strongylus vulgaris is the source of this 1206-nucleotide messenger RNA. The record is from the annotation of a GenBank genome assembly. NCBI's taxonomy places the organism in Eukaryota, Metazoa, Nematoda, Chromadorea, Rhabditida, Strongylidae.